AUGGCUGGUGGUGAUACUUCGACGCCUGCUGAUGGUUUCCUUCAAUACCACGAACCCAAUAUUAUUCAACUCCUCGUUCUUGUUUCUUUCUUCUUCUGGCUUUGCUUUGGCGAAUGGCUCUCCAACCGUGUGUUCCGCGCCGGCCUCAUUGGGCAAAUUGUAGUCGGACUGAUCUAUGGCUUACCUAUUGGCAGCACCAUCAUCCCUAUUCCAUGGCAAGAAGCUUUUAUAGCACUCGGUUAUAUAGGGCUUGUCUUGAUCAUCUUCGAAGGCGCAUUAGCUGUGCGGCUCGACUUGCUCAAGGCCAAUUUUGGUCUAUCAUUCAUUGCCGCCGUCAUUGGCGUCAUAUGUCCAAUUGGAUUCACAUAUGUACUCUUGUACAUCGGCUUCGGAUAUGGAGCUGUUGAGACUUUUAUUGUUGGAGCAGCACUUUCUGUCACAUCGCUUGGUACCACAUUUGUGGUGCUAGGGAAAAGCUCCAAAGAUAUCAACUUCUCAGACACGAGAGUGGGAACUGUCCUGGUCAGCGCUGCAGUCUUUGACGAUGUCUCUGGUUUGGUAAUGGCAAGUGUUAUCAACCAACUCGGAGCCCUGGGAGGCGACGACUCUCCUAACCUGGGAUGGCUCAUUGGCCGCCCUACCCUCGUCUCCGGCUUGCUCGCAAUCCUCACCCCCGUCCUGAACAAAUGGCUCCUCGCGCCGCUGUACCGCAAGUUCAUCGAACCUCGUCUCCCGAAGACACGAAAACGCCAUGUCGUCAAUGCCAUGAUUAUGAUCUUUGUGCUCUGUGCCUUCUUGAGCAUUACAGGGUUUGGCGGGACGUCGGUCCUCUACGGCUCCUUCAUGGCCGGUGCCUUCUUAACGUACCUCCCAUCCAAGCACCCGACCGGCCCAUUCCACCCACCCUCGCGCGAGGAUGCCGAAGAAGCCGAAGCCCGGAGCAUUGCAGAAGCAUCACAGCUCGAUAACGGCGAGCCUGAAAUCUGUCCCACGUUCAUGCACACGUUUGAAAAGUACUUUCUCGACGUGGUAAAGUACCUCUUACAGCCUCUUUUCUUCGCCUCGAUCGGCUUCGCCAUCCCCUUUGUCGAUCUCUGGACCGCCGAGGCCUUCUGGAAAGGCUUCGUAUACACACUGCUCAUGCUGAUAUCCAAGCUCGUCGUCGGCUUCGUGAUCCCCUUUGCCAGUAUCAAGAACCGCCCUGAGGGCAUGUCGAUCCGCGAAGCCUUCACCUCGACCCUCUGGCCCGCCAUGCUUCUCGGCUCCGCAAUGGUGGCCCGCGGCGAAAUCGGCCUGCUCGUCGUCCAGAUCGGCCUCAACAACACGCCCUACUUGUCCAAGGAGGCCUUCAUCACGGCCGUCUGGGCUAUUGUCCUCAACACCAUUUUCGGGCCCGUCACCGUCGGUCUCAUCAUCAAGUACAAGGCUAGGGCUAUUGCCGAUGGCAUGUGGGGGCUGGAGAAGCAAGGAGAGCCCGAAUUCGAUUAUGCGAUGAGUAGAGCAAACACGGUGAUCGAGACUGCGAGCGUACAGAGGGGGAAGAGUAUGGCUAUGAGCCAGCAUACUAGGAAUGUGUCCGAGACGGUGACAUUAAGUGGGGAUGUGUAG
Exserohilum turcica Et28A is the source of this 1608-nucleotide messenger RNA. RefSeq lists its product as uncharacterized. NCBI's taxonomy places the organism in Eukaryota, Fungi, Ascomycota, Dothideomycetes, Pleosporales, Pleosporaceae. Gene Ontology annotation, cellular component: membrane. Gene Ontology annotation, biological process: proton transmembrane transport. The record is from RefSeq and is a predicted model, not a curated record. Bases 1 to 1608 code for a protein of 535 amino acids. Gene Ontology annotation, molecular function: antiporter activity. The transcript has 3 exons.